This is a messenger RNA of Pocillopora meandrina, 4464 nucleotides long. The record is from the annotation of a GenBank genome assembly. Lineage: Eukaryota; Metazoa; Cnidaria; Anthozoa; Scleractinia; Pocilloporidae.
UUUUUAACUGAUAUAUUCACAAAGCUCCGCAAUCGUCGUUUCGGCGUCGCUACUCGCGGGAAAGACUGGUCGCUUUUUUAUUUCAAGCCUUGAUAAAGUGAAAAUUUACCACUGACUUUUAGCGAUAAUGCAGAACGGACACGACCAGGGAAUUUCCUCGACCGUAAAACUGAAUGUCGGAGGUCAUUUCUUCACUACAAGUCGACAAACACUAACCAAAGAUCCAAACUCAAUGCUAGCCAUUAUGUUUUCGGGAAAAUUUGACAUGAAACCUAGUGAAGACGGUACUAUGUUCAUUGACCGAGAUGGAACUCACUUUCGAUUUAUACUCAAUUACCUUCGCAGUGGAAAAUUAACGUUACCUGAAGGAAGCACAGCUCUGAAGGAACUGAUGGAGGAGGCUGAGUUUUACCAGAUCCAGGGAAUACUUGACGAAUUAAAGUCCGUGACAGAUAAUUUAACGAUCGUGAAACUGAAUGUUGGCGGCCAUCACUUCACAACAAGUCUCCAAACGCUGAAGAAAGAUCCAAAGUCAAGAUUGUUCACCAUGUUUUCAGGUGAACAUGUAAACAACAGCACCUUCAUUAUUGACAGAGAUGGAACACACUUCCGUUACAUACUCAAUUAUCUUCGUGAUGGCGAUGCGAGGUUACCGGAGGAUGAAUCUGCACUGAAAGAGCUCGAAGCUGAAGCACAGUUCUACCAGGUUGAAGGGAUACUAAUGAAAUUGAGCGUUAUGUCGGAGAUAAUAACGAAUGAGGAACACACAGCCAAGCUGCUAAGUUUCCUACCCUUGCUUGACUCAAGGAGGAAGCGACAUCACCUUCGUCUACUGUUCCGAGCUUCUCGCGAUGGCUUCUUCGCCAAAACCUUUCACUCCAUGUGUGACAACAAAGGACCUACUGUUACCAUUGUGCGGAGUGGAGAAAAUAUAUUUGGAGGAUUUACAGAACAUUCUUGGAAUAGUAAGUGUGAACUGAUAUACUGAUAUACACCAGUGGAAUGAUACACUCGAAUAGCUUACGAGUAGAAACAAAAGUUCUGUUAAAAUUUCUAUUAUAAUGUACCGAAAUCUACGAAGUCUAACUUAAUGUUUCACUUUUUUAUCUUGUCAUUUUUAUCUUUUUUGAAAGUGAUGUGCACUUGUGGGGAGGGAUGGUUGGGCCAAUUGAGGGUAAUUGGGUAUGUGUUACUGGCUACUCAGAACCCUUACCCCAUAAUGGUUUAUUCUGUGGCCAGUUAUUGAACCCAUCUUAGUCACUUUUGAGCAAAUGUGUCAAUUCACAUUUUCUCCGACAUAAUGCUCAACACUUGUGAUGCCAACUUAGUGACUUUCUGUUCGUUCAUCUGAACUCUACAAGUCUUUUAAGUAGGUCAUUCUGAAAUGAAUUGACACAUUUAUUAAGCUGAGUGUAGAACUUUUUUUAAAAUAAUGGAAUGUAAUGCAAGUCAAUUGUUGAAUAUUAAAACAAAAACAUGAAAUACAGUAACUAUUUCACUGGGAAUCUUACUAUUUUGAAACCCCUAUUUAGCAGAAUUUUCUUACCCCAAAAAACAGGAAAAUGUAUGACCCCAUUCUAGUAACUCUAUUAAAAACCAACCCCAUUAUAGUCAAUACAGUGGUGAAAAUGCCACCCCAUUUAGCGGCAUUUUACAAGGAAGUGACCUCCCCCCCUUUGCAGGAAGUGUAUAGUAAGCAAGUUCCUUUUGUUAUUGGCAAUAUGUAUUAACCUUUAUGAAAAAUAUUUGAUUUUUUUUAAUGGAAGGUGUCUUCUCAUUAACAGGUGAUGGUGAUUAUGCAAGAUGUUCAAAAUCAUUCUUGUUCACUCUGGUCAACCCACAAGGCCUGGAACCAACUAAAAUGCCAAUUACUACUGAUGGCCAAAAGUAUGGCAUCUGCUGUUACAGUGAAUAUGGACCAACAUUUGGUAGAGGUCUUUAUGGCGGGUAUGCUUUGAAAAUUUCCGACCAUGCAAAUGUGCGCAGCAGUGACUUUGGUAUCAGUGACUCCUAUGAUUUUCAUCAAGAUUUCCGUACUUUCUUUACAGGGAAAACACAGUUUCUUGUGAGUGAUUAUGAAGUCUUUUCGCUCGUAAACUAGCAUGUAACAAAUGAUGGCUUGGGUGUUUCUUUUAACCUUUUGACCCUUGAGGGUGAUUAGCAUUGAAUUUCUCCUUACAAUUCACCCCCUGAAUCACACAUUAAGGUCAUGAGAUUAAAGGAAAUGAUCACCAACCAAAGAAGCUCUUGAUUUUGAUAGAAAUUCUCCUUGUCAGCACCUUAGGAAAUGUUUAGAGAACAGUAUGGAGAAUUUGUACACUGAUAUUAGGGUGUAAAGGUUUAAUGAGUUACUUUUCCUUUAUCUAGUGCUUUUGCAGGGGGUAAAUAACAGAAAAAGGAAGAGUUGAGUUAUAGGUCCAAAGAGGUGUAGAAAAUUAUAAGUAGAUAAAUAUUAUGCUAAGGUUUUUUUUCCUUCAUCAUGAUAAUAUUCAAGUAUUUGACUUUUCAACUUAUAGCAUACUGAUAUUCUACUUCAUGUAAUAACACUUGAAAGCCUGUUAUAGACUAGGGCUGGGUUGUUUGAAGCUGGUUAAGAUAACCCAGGGUUAGUGUGAAAUUAGAUUUCACAUCUGAAAGCUUAAAAGAAAAUUCAGUAUGAAUUUUUUUUGUCUGCUGUUUGAUGAUUUAAUGCUCUAAACAGAAUAGAGAAAAUUAUCCAAAAAAGGCUUUUGAACAAAGGAAUAAAGAUGCUGGGAUUAAAAUGUAACCUUGGAUUAGCACUAAUUGGCCUUCGAACAACUGGGCUCUGCAGUCCAUUUGAGACACCUUAUGUUGCCGCAAGGUCUUAGUUUUCUGAAUCCAUCAGCCCUUUAACUUGCAUGAGUGACCAACAAAGAAUUUCUUCUUACAGUAUCAAGAAAAAUAUUACAAGGGGAUUAUUAGUUGAUCCAAUACCAAAUUUUCUGAGCUAACAUGAUUAGAAUUGUAUGGCAGACAGUAAGGAGAAUUAGUAAAUGGGAUCUUGGGAGGGAAAGGGUGAAAGGAUACAUAAUGGGCAAAGAAGGAAAGGAGAUGGCUGAGAUCAUCCCUUAUCCAUGAUUAGAGUUUUGAUGUCACCAUUGUUUAAAAUUGAUUAUAGUCCACUAACUAUCAAAGAUCCUUAAGAUCCUUAAAGUUAUAGGUUCCAGUCUUUAUGAAAAUUAACAUGUCAACCCUUUGACUCCGAGAAGUGAUUAACAUGUAACUUUUCCUGAUGAUAUCCAUACAUUAUCCAGCGAACAGGUUAUGAGAAUAUACAAACGUAUUGGGAAAAAGUUGUUAUCUUGAUUUAACAUCAACUUCUGUUAUCAAAUUUACAAAUAAAUUAUGCGUAGCCGCUAGAGGGGAGAAUAAACAAUCAGAUCUUGGGAGUUAAAGUUAAAGAGGACAUCUAUUGCUUUUCGUACUCCUUGUGCCUAGACUGUGAGUUUCAGUUAGUGGUCUUUUGUGAUUCUCACAGUGUAUGUUCAAGGCAAUCAAAAUCACAGGUUAAGCAUUUCUGAGAGCACUAGUAACUUCAGGACACAGUUGUUGACUCUCCCUUGUUAUAUUCCUGUGACAAGUCUUAUAAUUUGUUUGGUCUUUAUUAAGUACUAACAGGAACACAUCAGUUUUUCCCCUUUCUUACUGGAAACAUCACCCAAUAUUAUGUGAUGGCUGCCUUUAUUACAGAAAAGGGAAAUUGGCAAAGAGAGAGUGUUGCAUCACACUUGUGAAUCAAGCCUGCAGCUCACUUAGUACAAGUAAUUUAACAUCAGCAGACUUAAUUGUGUAAACUUGGGCCAAUAGUUGGUUUUCCUUUUGCAAGUAAAAGUACUGUCUUGCCAGGCACUUAAGAGAUUGCUUAUGGAUUUAAGUUCAGUUGCUCAAUUGCUUAGAUUGCAUGUGCUUGAUAUGCCUGGUGUGCAAUCUUAGAAGAUAUUUGUCUAUCCCUUCCUUCCCUCCUAGUAUUUCAUUGUGUUGGUCUUUUGGAUCUGUUUCAGUUUUGUAACAGACAGCCUCUCGCUAUUUAAGGAUGCAUUUGAGUAGUUUUAUUUUUAGCUUAUUUCUUAAAUAUGAUAUUAUUUGCAAAAAUAAUAAGUUGAUUCAGUAACCUUGUAAUAAUAUAGGUAAGUAAGUAAGUUUGUAAGUAACAACUUUAUUUAGAUCUAGGGUUACACAUGAUAGUAUGACUGAUAAACUAAUGGCCCUCUGCGCUAAACAUCUAUUGAAUAAUGAUAAAAUAGUGUGAAGAUAGAAGGUAACUGAAUAAAAACUGAAAGUGAACUUGCCUUUGUUCCAAAAUUUGUUGUAGUAUGUGGUAAAGAUAUUGUGAACACCGUGACUUUUUAAAUGCAUCAGUAUUUGCAACAGUGUAAAUUUUUUAAAUGUUAAACCUGAGUAUUUUUGGGAAUAAAUUUGGUGUAGUGCACACUCAGUGCAGGC